This is a messenger RNA of Physeter macrocephalus (sperm whale), 1831 nucleotides long. It is a transcript of the gene SLC75A1, whose product is annotated as major facilitator superfamily domain containing 10. Gene Ontology annotation, cellular component: brush border membrane. Gene Ontology annotation, biological process: transmembrane transport. Lineage: Eukaryota; Metazoa; Chordata; Mammalia; Artiodactyla; Physeteridae. The coding region runs from base 143 to 1807 and encodes 554 amino acids. The record is from RefSeq and is a predicted model, not a curated record. The transcript is spliced from 12 exons. Gene Ontology annotation, molecular function: transmembrane transporter activity.
CCGGGCGGGCGUGGCGUGGUCGGCGUGCGCAGCCCGCCCGCCGGUCCGUUCCGCCUCCGUCAGGCCGUCCGUUUGUCUGUGCGGAGCCGGACCCGCAGACCCGCCACGCGCUCAGCUAGGCCGGAUCGGAGCGGCCCCCAUCAUGGGCUGGGGAGCCGGCGGGAGCUGCACCCCGCGCCCGCCCAUCCACCAGCAGCCGGCAUCCGAAACCCGAGUGGUCGUUGUGGUCUUCCUCGGCCUCCUGCUGGACCUCCUGGCCUUCACCUUGCUGCUGCCCCUGCUACCUGCGCUGCUGGAGAGCCACGGCCGUGCGCAGGAUCCUCUCUAUGGCUCGUGGCAGCGUGGGGUGGACUGGUUUGCUGCAGCCAUUGGGAUGCCAGCCGAGAAGAGGUACAACAGCGUCCUGUUCGGAGGUCUGAUUGGUUCCGUCUUCUCCUUCCUGCAGUUCCUCUCGGCGCCCCUCACGGGGGCCGUCUCUGACUGCCUGGGGAGGCGCCCGGUGAUGCUGCUGUCCCUGGCAGGCCUGGCCACCUCGUAUGCCGUGUGGGCCGCUUCGAAGAGCUUUGCGGCCUUCCUGGUCUCCAGGAUGAUUGGCGGUAUCAGCAAGGGGAACGUCAGCCUCUCCACCGCUGUUGUCGCCGACCUGGGCUUGUCUCCUGCCCGCAGCAGGGGCAUGUCAUCGGGGUGGCCUUCUCUUUGGCCUUCACGCUGGGCCCCAUGCUUGGCGCCUCCCUGCCCGUGGAGACGGCGCCCUGGUUGGCCCUGCUCUUUGCGGUCUCCGAUCUGCUGUUCAUCUCCUGUUUCCUGCCGGAGACGCUGCCCCCGGAGAAGCGGGCACCGUCGAUCACGCUGGGGUUUGGAGCUGCGGUUGACCUGCUCAGCCCCCUGGCCCUGCUCUGUUUCUCAGCGGUGGCACGUGGCCCGGACCCGCCCACCGGAGUCAGGCUGGGCAGCCUGCGCCUGCUGGGCCUGGUCUACUUCCUCUAUCUCUUCCUGUUUUCGGGCCUGGAGUUCACGCUCAGCUUCCUCGUGCACCAGCGCUUCCAGUUCAGCAGGCCAUCCUGCUGCUGGUCCCCGCCUUCCUCCUCGUCGGCUGGGGGCACACGCUGCCCGUGCUGGGCCUGGGGCUGCUGCUCUACUCCUUCGCCGCUGCCAUCGUGGUGCCCUGCCUGUCCUCUGUGGUCGCCGGCUACGGCUCUCCCGGGCAGAAGGGCGUGGUCAUGGGCACGCUGCGGAGCCUGGGAGCCCUGGCCAGGGCUCUGGGGCCCAUGGUGGCCGCCUCAGUGUUCUGGCUGGCCGGGGCUCGGGUCUGCUACACUGUGUGCGCGGGGCUCUUCCUGCUCCCCUUCUCCCUUCUGCGGAAGCUGAGGCCUGCGGCAGGGACGCUCAAGACCGAGUAGCUGAGCCACCCGUACCCCAGAGCGGGGCAGCUGACGCAGGGACUGGGAGGCCUGGGCCAGGACGGCUCCCCACUGCCUGCCCGACUCCUCCUCCCUCCCCGCCCGCCAGCCCGGGGCUCAGCCCGGGGAGGCCCAGGACUCACACCUGUGCCUGUGACACUCCUGUGUGGACCUGCCUGCUAGGAUCAGACUCCAAAACCUUCCAGGCUUUCUGUUCGCUUGUCUGUUUGUUUGUUAUACUCAGCGACACACAGGGUCUAUCUAUCAAUCAGUCAUCAACCAGGCCUCUGAAUGACCAAAUAAAGCAGCUGUUUUAUACCAAGUGCCUUUCUCCAGUGCACAACUCUGCCUCGACCCACCCACUGCCCAGGGAGACCCCCCCCCAGGCACCAGGAGAAGCAGCUUGAGCUGACACACGUUACAGCUCCACG